This is a messenger RNA of Oldenlandia corymbosa var. corymbosa, 354 nucleotides long. Lineage: Eukaryota; Viridiplantae; Streptophyta; Magnoliopsida; Gentianales; Rubiaceae. The record is from the annotation of a GenBank genome assembly.
AUGCAGCUAGAAAAGCAAUUCGAAGCCGCGAGGAAAAGCGGAGAAGCGCUGGAGAGAGCCAUGAAGGAGGACCCAGGAAAGCAGCGGUGGCAGAGGCCUAUUGAAGAGCUUAUCUCAUUGGAGUUAAUGACGUUUCAUAUUGCCAUUAAUGUUGAUAAUUUCAUCAAUCAAUUUGGUGAGAGUGCUGACGGUGGACAAUAUCUCAGCUGUCACCGCCACCCAUCUGUUGCUGACAGUGCUAGUGAUGUGCAAGAGGAGAUUGAUCUGAUUCGUUUGGUGUCACCAUCUAGAUCUGAUAGUUUUGAAAAGGUUGAUGAUGAUAAGAAACUUGUUCGAGUUCAUCAGUUUAUUUAA